Messenger RNA from Parastagonospora nodorum SN15, 438 nucleotides. RefSeq lists its product as hypothetical. The coding region runs from base 1 to 438 and encodes 145 amino acids. The record is from RefSeq and is a predicted model, not a curated record. The transcript has 2 exons. Lineage: Eukaryota; Fungi; Ascomycota; Dothideomycetes; Pleosporales; Phaeosphaeriaceae.
AUGCUCCCACAUGUCCCAGCCCCAGGGGCUACCUCCGCGAUAGUCAGCCUGCCCACAGCCUUCCAAGUAUUCGGUUUGUGCGACGCCAGCAUAUCUACUGCUGCUCUGUCGCAACCCGGUGGGCCUCCUCAAACCUUUCUCAUCAAGAAGCGCAUCUCCAACCAGCUUUCCGCCUACCGCAACGACUCGGCAUCAGCCUUGAAACGUACGGGCCGCGACCAUCUGGGCCUCUGGCAUGUGCAAUGUCGCUACUUCCAGCGGACUACACGCCGCCGAUUGGAGGCAUUGACUUUGCACCAGCUCGCCGCCACAACUGCUGCGAGCGUCUGUGGCGACUGGCGGUCCCACAGAGAUGCAGAGAAUGCGGGCUUUUCCUUCGUUCGGCAACAUAGCGUCGCGCUCGCCGACUUCCGACUGUUCACUAUCAUUGGAACGUGA